AUGGGGAGUGGCGGCGGCGGACGCGGGGCGGGCAGCGCCUGGUCGGGGGCCCCGAAUCGCCAGAGAGUGCCCCCGUGGAAGAGGAGCAGCAGUGGCAGUCGCCCUCCUCGCAGCAGCUACGUGGUGUGUGACGGGCGCAGCAGAUGGCGCUACUGCAAGAAUAUCACCAGCAGGGGCGACCUCUGCAUCUGCGGCAAGAAUCUCGCCUGCCUCGUCCCUGACGGACACGUUUUCCGCGACGAGGAUGGUGGGUGGGUGGCAGCACAGCCCCAAGGAGGAACCUCGCCCAGGAUCAGCUGGGCAGAUGGUUGGCAGCCAGGAGGUGGCGCAGGCGGGAAAGGGCAAGGAGGCCAACGCCAGCCACCACCUCAUGACAAGACCGCAGAUCUCAAGGCCGCAGCCGCAGCAGCAUACGGCAAGCUCAGCAAGGACGACCCGCUCAGGCAGCACUACGAGGCCCUCUGGCCAGAGCUCGCCGCAGCCAAGCCACCAGCAGAUCAACCAGUCGUCGGAUUCAAGGCAGUGGAAGCAGCAGCUCGACGCUUGGGCAAACUCCAGAAGAAGGUACGAUCGGCAGGGGAGCAAGUGGAGAGUGCCCAGCAGUACUUGGCUGAGAGUGAACGCAAGCUUCGUGAAGCUAUGGAAGCCUCCAUUGCAGCAGAAGAUGAGUUCGACAAGCUCAAGGCCACAGUCGGCAAGCAAGAGGCACCAGCCGAACCCGCAGCCGAGAAGCCAACGCUGGCAGCCCUCCUGGAGCAGUUCGAGCACGAGCCUGACGACUUCCACAAGUGGUCCGAGCCUGACAAGGAGGCCUGGCGAGCUGCAAAGGCCAAGGGCGAGCGCAUGGCCCAGACGGUCAAGGAGCACGAGGAGGAGACGGCGAAGCACCUGCGACUUCUGGAGGAAGAGACGGCCAGGCACCAGGAGCAGCUGCGCCAGCUCGAGCAGGCCCGCACCAAGCGCCUGUCAAAGAGCGGAGAGCAAGACCCAGAAGCAGCAGAAGCCCCACCAGGCAAGCGUGUGCCACCACAGGCGCUGAGGCAGCAGGGUCAGCUGCUGCGGCUGCGCCUAACGGCGCCGCGGCAGCUGCCCAACCAGAAGCAGGUGCAGCAGAACAUGACAAAUCAGAGGAACGCCGAGCUAGAGUGGGGGCCCACAUCCAGGAGGCGCGAGAGAAGGUCUCGCAGGCCAGGCGCGCCGAGACAGUCGUCGACGCAGAAGGGCAAGGUGACCACUCAGCAGGGUAGCCGCCCCAAGGCGAGCGCGAAGAAGGCUCGCCGCCCUUGCCACAUCGACUUCUUCAAUGUCACGACCUGGGCCCCCCAGGCACAGGGGUACCUCAUGGAGAUCAACGACACCAAGGACAGGGGCAUCAUCGGCAUCGCAGAGCACCACCUCCGCCAGCCUGCGCAGAUAGGCAAGGCAAGGGCGGCGCUCAGGAGGAAUGGCAUGCACAGCUACUGGACCAAGGCACGGCCAGGAGAAGGAGAAGGCACUCGAGGUGGAACGUGUGUCAUUACGCGAGGAUCCUUGGACGUCCAGGACAGGAUCGCGGGCUUCGACGAGCACUACCUGCACGAGGACGGCAGCGACGUCACGGUGGUGAUCUCCAACCUGCACAAGGUCCGCUUCGCAGUGGCCUUCGUCCACCUUGAGUGUGGGACGGGCUUUGGAGAGAGGAACGUCGACAUCCUCUGCGACCUGCGGGCAAAUAUGGCCGUCUGGGGAGGCGAAGCCAGGUGCAUCGAUUUCGCGCUGAUCUCGCAGGGCCUGGCGCCGUACUUUGACCAGCUAGAGCUGCUCAGGGCCGUGCCGUGGAAGCCGCACAUAGACAUCCGCUUGAAGCUGAGAUGCGACCAGGAAGAAAACGACAUGGAACCAGUGCCGCAACUGUACUACGACAAGGAGGCCCAGCACGUCAUCCCUGACGAGCUGUGGCAGGCCACCUCCGAGAGGGUCUGCUUGCGUGUCUACGACGAGUUGCCCCAGCACUUGCAGCACACUGUCGUCGGCAAGAUGAUGGAGCGGGACAUGCUGGAUCUGGGGCAACAGUAUGACCACUUCGCUAGCACACUCGAGCUCAGCCUGUGCGAGAGCAUCGGCAUCCCAGAGGAAGAGCGAGGACGUCAUCUCGGGCACAGCAGGCCCCCGAGCUACAAGAGCGUGAGCAUCAAGGACACCGUCACCUCUACGCCAUGGGCAGGGGUUGAAAGGAAGAUCCAUGCGUGGUGGGCGGAGAUCUCCUCCUUGGCGCGGCAGCUCUCGCACCGCGACGCCCGAGCGCAGGAGGCAGCGGCAAGUCGACAGGGCAAGACCCAUGCACUUCCCGAUGAGGACUCGGGGGGAGGACAGGGCCCGUUGGAGUCGGAGCUUGGCCCCGUCAUGUCGGGCAGCCAGGAAGGGCGCAACUCCAUGGACAUCCAAGAUCACGACCCCUUCGAGGAUGAGGAGGAUUACUUGGAGUACCGCCAGGAGAUCGCAGACCAGGAAAACAGCGAUGGGUACCACCAGCACAUCGAGUGGCAGCAGGCCAGCCUCGAGUCCAGCCAGACCGCUCGCCGUCGAGCAGCUGGACCUGACUCCCACCCACCAGCAGGAUGCAGCACCAUGGACGUCCAAGACCACGACCCCUUCGAGGAAGAGGAGGACCGCUUCCAGAACUGCCAGGAGACCGCAGACCAGAAGGACUGCGAUGGGUUCCACCAGCGUAUCGAGGGGCAGCAGGAUGGCAACGGCAACGGCCAGAGUCAGAACCAAGCGCCGCCAAGCCCAGAGGCAGAUGAGCAACGAGAUAUGGGCCUGCCCCCUUCAGACCCCUGGAAUGACGACCAACACCAGCGGGAGCGGGAAGACUACGUGGCCAUGAGAGACGACCUGGAGUGCUGGGCGGCCAUCUGGAUGGACAACUUGGUGCAGCUCCCCACGGACAACAGCAACUGGAUGCAGAUCUGUGUGCCGUUCCUGGAGACCAUCCUGGGAGGCGGAGGCAACAAUGGCAUGGUGAGACUGCUCAGGCGUAGGUGCCAGCAGACGCAGCAGCAGAUCAACACAAGACAGCAGCUUGCGCAGCAGCUCAACCAGCCAGACCCAGGCAGGCUGAACGAUGAAGGUGCAGCCAAGGACCAGCAGCAGGCCCUUCUCGCAGACCUGCACGCGAUAGCAGAGGGCGCCCUUGUGGACCCAGGGACGAUCAGCAGGGUAGCAGAGGAGGUAAAGAGCAUGGCCAAGCUGCUUACAAAGGCGGUGAAGAAGGCGUACAUCCACUGGGUGCACGACGCCACGGCAGGCAGUGCGAAGAUGGCCCACGCCUACACCAAAGCAGCGGAGCGCAGCCAUCUGGAGGACAUCCUAGAGCACGAGGGCCAGGUCAUCAACCACCCGCAGCAGCUGGUGGACUUGCGCAAAGAAGCAUGGCAACGCAGGUGGACACGAGAUGCGCAGAAGGCCGAGAGGAUCCAAGAGGCGCUGGCCAAGCUGAGGCAGGCUGCCCUGGCCCAAGCGAAUGCCCUCGAGCCCAUCAGCAAGGACAUCAUAGGCUCCAUCAUCCAGCACCUGAAGAGCAAUGCAGGCCAAGGAGCGGACUGGUGGAGGGCUCCAGAGCUCAAGGCCAUGGGAGCCCAGGGGCUGGAAGAUUUCGUGCAGUGCCUGAACAGCUGUGAGCAACGGGCAGCCUGGCCGUGGCAAUUCUACCUGGUGCUGGAGCUGCUGCUGGGUAAGAAGCCAGGAAUCGGAGGAGAGCGCCCCAUCGGCCUCAUGCCCAUGCCGUACCGCAUCUGGAGCGCAGCCAGGAGGCCCAUAGUAGCCACCUGGAGCAAGGCAGCGGCGGGCUUCUGGGAUUCGGCAGUAGCUGGCUCCUCAGCGCUACGAGUAGCAAUGCACAGACUUAUGAGGGCAGAAGCCGCCACGGAGAUGGGCUUUCAUGCAGCAGGAGUGUUCUACGACGCGGCAAACUUCUACGACAACAUAGGCCUCGACCAGCUGAUCGAGAAGGCCAGUGCCCUCCAGUACCCGUUGCUGUCGCUGGCAAUGGCCGUGCAGAUGUACCUUGCGCCCAGAGCCAUCAUGGCCCACCGCCUUUUCUCUGACAUCUUUGAGCCUGCCAACAGCAUGGUAGCAGGCUGUGGCCGAGCGGUAGACCUCACCAGACCGCUCUUGUAUGGAAUCCUGGAUGCAGCGCACAGGCACCACAUUUUCGUCGUCAUGCAGCAGUACCUGGACGACUUGGCCCUGCAGGUAGAGGGCGCGCGGCGGCCGGUCAUUGACCAGAUCAAGCACGUGGCGGCGCUGGUGCACGAUGGUUUCAAGCAGCUCGCGAUCCCCAUCUCUGUCAAGACGGCAGUGGUGGCCUCGGACAAGGACCUCCAGGCAGAAGUCGCCAGCAUCCUGGACAGCCUGGGCACCCCCAACAAGCAACCAGGGGUAGUGCGCGACCUCGGCGUGGACACCAGCCUUGGAAAGCAGCUGCGGCGACCCACCCAUGCCGCGCGCCAGGCCAAGGCCAAGCAGAGGGUGGCCAAGCUCAGGGACCUGGCGAAGACGGACGCCAGAGGCGCGGCAAAGGUCUAUGCAGCAGGUGCUUACUGCCAGCAGGCUUGGGACUUACCAGCGCAUGGCAUCACGCCCACGGAGGCGAAGUUGGUCAGGGCAACGGAGGCAGCGCUCCUCACAGGCGGACACAAGGCAGGACGCUGCACGUCCACCAUCCUCCUGAUCCAGAGGGGUAUGCAAGAGGCAGUCACCCGAGCCAUCGGCGACCAGAUCAAGCAGUUCUGGCUCACCGUAGUCGACCACCCGACGGAGCUCAAGAGGUAUCAGAGGGGCUGGCUCCUGCUCUACGCCAAGCUGGGCGCCCUGGAACCCAACCGCAGGUGGCAGCAGGCUGGAGGCGACCUCUAUCAGCUGCAGCGCCACCUGAGAAGAAGGAGGCGUAAAGGACAGCAUGCAGAGGCAGCCAUGCUGGAUACCAUAGCGGUGGCGGGCAUCUGGACCAGGGAGCGUCGCAGGGCGGCCAACCUCAACCAAGAAGGCGAUGACACCUGCGCGAGAUGCGGCGAGGCGAUAGAGACAGAGGAACACCGCUACUAUGCAUGCCCUGCCAACGCAGAGAUAGGGCACAGCAAUGACACCGACUUGGCGAAGAAGGCGAAGGACGCGCUGGACCAGCGGCAGGACCUGCAUUUCUGGCUCCGAGGCAUCCCGCCAGCGGCCUGGGCAGCCAAGGUCGACCCAGACGAGGACGCGGCGAAGGCGGCGCAGAUCUUCUGCACCAGCGAAGAGGCACAAGCUGCAGCCCAGUCAGGGCACAAGGAAGUGGUUGCCUGGUGCGGCACAACCAGGGCACCGCACACGGUGCCACGGGCAGAGCUCACCGCCAUGAGCAAAGCCAUCGGGUACACCACGGCGGCGACAGCCAGGGGGCUCAACAUAGUCAGCGAUUGCAAAUACGCCCUGGACGCACUCAAGCAGAUCCAGGACCCUGAGGAUCUGGACUACAGGAGCACGAACUACGACCUCUGGCUCCAGACGAAGCAGCAGCUACAUAAUAGCACGGACACCAUCAUGGGCCACUACAUCCCGAGCCACCUGAUUGAGCACCCAACCGAGCUGGAGAGGUGGAAUGGUCCUACCUGGUGGGUCAUAGGUAACGAGAUGGCAGAUAAGUGCGCAGGCUGGGGAGCGGAGCACGGAGCACUGGAUCCAGCUAUCAUCGUGCAGCAGCAGAUCAGAGACCAGAUCACCAUGGCGGUGCAGAACCGACUGCUGGCCAUCAACAUGGCGGUGACGGUGGAGGACCCCAACAAGGCCCCUCAGCGUCCCAAGGCCAAGCGGCGAAAGCCGCAGACGGCGAGGGACAGGGCAGCCCAGCAGGGGCACGACCUGCGAAAACUACAUCCGCGAUGGUGGUGUGCUACGUGCCGCAGUGGCCCAGCCAAAGGACAAAGCAUAAGAGACUGGUUGGCAGAGGCGGGAAAAUGCCUCGGGAAGUACGGCGGCCACCAGGACCAGCACGGCAACGUCAGGCUCGACUUCAAGGCGGUGCAGAUCGGCACGCAGGUGGUGCACGGCUCCCACAAGACGCAGUACACCCAUGGCUGGCUCUGGUGCGAGAAAUGUGGCGGCACCAGCUACAUCGGGGACCACAAGAGCAGGAUCGCGGCAGGAGUGGCAAGGAAGCUGGCAAGGCCAUGUCAGCCCCCAACAGCAGCAGGGCGGCGAGUCUUGGAGGACAUGCAGAGGGGCAAGCUGCCUAGAGGAGCUAAGCCAGCAGCAGACCCAGCUGAUGAGGGUCUCGACGAGAUCACCAUGCCAGGUGACUUCAAGCUCGGCCUGAGUAACCACGAGGUGAUCGAUCUGGACGGGGACAGCUCAGAGGCAGGGGGCCCGCAGCCAGCUCCGCAGCAGCCACCCAGCCAUCCGGACUCUGUCGUCCACGCCAGCUUGAGGCUCGUCGACCACAUGGAGGGCUACGCAGAGCUGUGGAUGAACAUGGUCGACCAAGAGGUCUGGGACGAUAAGGACGACUGGAUGGAGCACUGCGUGCCGUACCUCCUGGCCAUCACCAAUGUGGGUGGCAGAACGGACACGCAAGAGCAGACCAGGGCCGUCACCGUGCAGGAGAUCCAGCAGAUAAAGGACUUCUGCGAAGAAGUCUGGCGCAACACGCACCGCACGCGACGGAGGCUCAUGACCAGGAUGCUUACCCUCCCGUAUGGCACAUGGCAGCAGGCAGCUAGAGUGCACAUGGACGCCUUCCACAACAGAAGGAACAACAUCAUAGCGCACAGCACCCCCAGCAGUGAGCGCAGGCCGCUGCCGAGAACAGCGGAGGCCAGCCGAGAGUGGUCACCAGAGAACCUGGACGAUGAUGACUCGACCCCAGACAGUGAAGCCCCAGAGCUGGAGGGUGAGCCGAACAGCAGCCAGGAGAUGGAGACCAUGGCGGGACCUGAUCAGAGGCACGACGCCAACAGCCUGAUGCAGACGGCAGUGCAGGUGGCAGUAACGCUGACCAGGCCAGUGGGGCCCGACCUGAUGAAGUUCGUGAGCGAAGCUGACGAGGCCGGCUUGCUCCACCCAAGGCUUCGACACAACAAAGGAGAAGCUGACCAGGACCCCGAGCAGGAGGUGGCGUGGCUCGAGAGGAACAGGCUCGAGCAGCUCAUGCAGUCGCUGGCAGGCUGUUGGAGCCAGAAAGAGGGCGAGCUGGGCUGGCCAUCGUGGCAGGCCGCGUGCGUGCCCCAUGUGCUGAGGGCGCUGCAGACUGGCGUCUAUCAGAGGCUUUUCAGCCACGUGUCAGGGACGAGCCGCCAGCGCAGCCAGCGCCGAGCGGCGGAGGAGAUCUGCCGCCUGGCAUGGCUCAACAGCGGAGAGGAGCGCAGACAGAUCCAGCAGCAGGACCCGAAGGAGGCAGAGCGGCGCAGAGCAACGGCUGAGCAGAUCCUGGGCGUGACUGAGCCAGAGGUGAGGAGCCGCAGCCCGC
Molecule: messenger RNA, 7480 nt
Organism: Prorocentrum cordatum
Lineage: Eukaryota; Dinophyceae; Prorocentrales; Prorocentraceae
Source: the annotation of a GenBank genome assembly